Molecule: messenger RNA, 1464 nt
Organism: Torulaspora delbrueckii
Lineage: Eukaryota; Fungi; Ascomycota; Saccharomycetes; Saccharomycetales; Saccharomycetaceae
Product: catalase
Exons: 1
Coding region: 1-1464 (487 amino acids)
Biological process (GO): hydrogen peroxide catabolic process; response to hydrogen peroxide
Cellular component (GO): cytoplasm; peroxisome; mitochondrion
Molecular function (GO): heme binding; catalase activity
Source: RefSeq, a predicted model, not a curated record
AUGGCCCCCUCUGACAAAACUUAUUCCGUACCACUCUAUACCACUUCUAAUGGUUGCCCAGUCAGCAACCCAAACGCAAUGAUUAAAAUGGGAAAGGUUGGCCCCGCUCUCAUUCAAGACCAUCAUUUGAUCGAUCUUUUGGCUCACUUUGACCGCGAAAGAAUACCUGAACGUGUCGCUCACGCUAAGGGCUCUGGUGCCCACGGGUACCUUGAGGUCACAGAAGAUGUAUCUGAUAUCGUUUCAGCUGACUUCCUCAAUGGUAUUGGGAAAAAAACGGCACUCUUCACUCGUUUCUCUACUAUUGGUGGCGAAAAAGGAAGUGCUGACUCCGCACGUGACCCAAGAGGAUUCGCCAUCAAAUUUUACACACAAGAGGGAAUUAUUGACUGGGUUAAUAUCAACAGCCCUGUCUUCUUCAUUAGAAAUGGUGUUCAGUUCCCUUUCCUUGUUCACACACAGAAAGCUAGAGAUCCUCAAACUAAUCUGAAGGAUGUCAAUAUGUAUUGGGACUUUUUGUGCAACAACCCAGAGUCUGUUCACAACACGAUGAUAAUCUUUUCUGAUCGUGGUACUCCCUUCUCUUACAGACAUAUGCACGGAUUCUCAACUCAUACUUUCAAAUGGGUGAAUAAGGAAGGACAAUUUCACUAUGUGCAAAUUCAUCUUCUCACUGACCAAGGAAUCAAGAACCUAACAAACGCAGAAGCACAUGCUUUACAAUCCGAUGACCCAGAUCAUGCUGGCCGUGAUUUACAUGAAGCAAUCGAGAGAGGUGAUUUUCCCUCAUGGACACUCUACGUCCAGACAAUGACACCUGAGCAGGCCGAGGAGGCCCCAUUUAGUGUAUUCGAUGUUACCAAGACUUGGCCUCACAAAGAUUUUCCACUAAGAAAAUUUGCCAAGUUAGUCCUAGACCGCAAUCCUGAAAAUUAUCAUGCUGAGGUCGAGCAGUCGGUGUUUAAUCCGGCGAAUACUGUUCCUGGUAUUGAACCCUCUGCAGACCCUGUGCUUCAGGCCAGAUUAUUUUCGUACGGUGAUACCCAGCGUUACCGUCUAGGAACCAACUUUACUCAAAUCCCUGUGAAUCGCCCCCUGCAGGCUCACUGUCCAUUCCAAAGAGACGGCGCUGUAUGCGUUAAUGGAAACUAUGGCAGUGUUUCAAAUUAUCCAAGCUCUUUUGAGCCACUAAAAUAUCGCGUAGACGCCACUAACAACGAAGCCCACGAGAAAUGGGCGUCUGAAGCGAUCUCCUUCCAAUGGGGUGCAACAGACCUCGACUUUGAACAACCUCGUGUUUUAUGGGAGGUUUACGGAAAGACAAGACAGCAAGAGGCUCUUAUUCACAAUGUUGCUCAGGAUAUUCAAGGAGCUAAACCUGAGAUACAGAAGCGGGUGAUGGAGUAUUUCUCGAAGGUUACUCCUGAGAUCUCUGAUCGUUUAUCUGAAGCGCUUCAGAAAUAG